AUGUGUAACUGCAGUUCUCAUGUUGCAGGGGCUCUUUUGGAGCAGUUCGUCAAGGCUUACCUCGGCAUAACUUUUGCUGAGCUAAAGAGUAAUGCUCAAGUUCAACCGUGUUAUACUCCCAGCAAAUGUGCACAGCAAUGGUCGCGCCUCGGCUUCAAGCAUUUGAGAGAGGAAUUUCUCCGUUAUCGCGCAAACAGUCUCGAUAGCAAGGCCAUUUUUUUAACAGAAGGUCAGAUUUUCAAUGUCUUAACCCUUCCAUAUAGUUAUAUUGCAGCAUUGCAACCAGCAUUGGAAAAGGAGUGGCGCGAGGUACCCCUCGAAGACAGGGAAGAAUAUCGCCGAAAAUUCUGCGCUUUCAGAAUUCUCGAUGAGAAUUCAAGUAUCAAGUAUACCGUAAAAACCUGA
Messenger RNA from Cooperia oncophora, 405 nucleotides. NCBI's taxonomy places the organism in Eukaryota, Metazoa, Nematoda, Chromadorea, Rhabditida, Trichostrongylidae. The record is from the annotation of a GenBank genome assembly.